UUUCCUGACAAAACGAUUUUAACGAACGAGCCAAACGGAGUUCCGAUAACGGCGUAUAAAAUAUAUUAUAUAUUUAUACACUUUUUUCGAGCUAUAAACAAUCAAAAAGCCUUCCACAAUGGGCAUUGGCUAUGGACCUGCCGACGAGCAGCUGGAAAAACAGAUCGGCUGCGUGAAGUACACGCUGUUCUGCUUCAACAUUAUCGCCUGGAUGAUAUCGACGGCGCUGUUCGCCUUGACCGUUUGGCUGCGUGCCGAGCCGGGCUUCAAUGACUGGUUGCGCAUCCUGGAGGCGCAGGCCUUUUACAUUGGCGUCUAUGUGCUGAUCGCCAUCAGCAUCAUCAUGAUGGCCGUCAGCUUUCUGGGCUGUCUCAGUGCGCUCAUGGAGAACACACUGGCUCUCUUCGUAUUCAUUGGCACACAGAUAUUCGGCUUUAUUGCCACUGUGGCCGGCUCGGCCAUAUUGCUGCAGUACAGUACAAUUAAUUCGAGCCUGCAGCCGCUGCUGAAUGUGUCGCUGCGGCGAUUUGUGUCCACUUCUGAGUACUCCUACUCUAACUAUGUGCUGACCAUGAUCCAGGAGAAUAUUGGCUGCUGCGGUGCCAGCGGACCGUGGGACUAUUUGGACUUGCGCCAGCCAUUGCCCAGCUCGUGCCGCGACACCGUCAGCGGCAAUGCCUUCUUCAGUGGCUGCGUGGACGAGUUGACCUGGUUCUUUGAGGGCAAAACUUCCUGGAUUGUGGGACUGGCCAUGGUGAUGGCAAUGCUAUCGGUGAUCUGUGGCGUUAUGAGCUUUGUUCUGGUCCAGGCCGUCAAGAAGGAGGAGGAACAGGCCAGCAACUACAGACGCUAAGAGCUGACAUAAAGCCAACAUAACAACCAUUUAGUUAACUAAGUUUUAAGCGUAAUGAAGCAAAAUACUACCCUGAACCCAACUAAUAACAAGUAAGAAAACUCUAGUCGAGGGUGCUCGACUAGAUACUACCCUGAGC
This is a messenger RNA of Drosophila mojavensis, 992 nucleotides long. RefSeq names its product tetraspanin-2A (gene Tsp2A). The transcript has 2 exons. Gene Ontology annotation, cellular component: membrane. The coding region runs from base 119 to 853 and encodes 244 amino acids. Lineage: Eukaryota; Metazoa; Arthropoda; Insecta; Diptera; Drosophilidae. The record is from RefSeq and is a predicted model, not a curated record.